Molecule: messenger RNA, 1782 nt
Organism: Penicillium coprophilum
Lineage: Eukaryota; Fungi; Ascomycota; Eurotiomycetes; Eurotiales; Aspergillaceae
Product: GMC family oxidoreductase
Exons: 3
Coding region: 1-1782 (593 amino acids)
Molecular function (GO): oxidoreductase activity, acting on CH-OH group of donors; flavin adenine dinucleotide binding
Source: RefSeq, a predicted model, not a curated record
AUGGCUUUCGUUUCCAACGGGUCUGAGUACGACUUCAUCAUUGUCGGCGGUGGUACCGCUGGCAAUGCAAUUGCUGGUCGUCUCGCGGAGAACCCCAACGUCCGCAUUCUGGUUGUCGAAGCGGGUAUCCCCAACCCUGAUCAAAUCGAGCAAAUCACCACCCCGUCUAAAGCUUUCACCCUUCGCGGAAGCAAGUACGACUGGGCUUACAAAACCACCAUGAUCAAGCGCGAUGAUUACGAGCGUGUUGAAAAGCCCAACACUCGCGGAAAAGCCCUCGGUGGCAGCUCCUGCGCCAACUACUUCACCUGGAUUCCGGGCUCCAAGCCCACCUUUGACGACUGGGAAGCAUUUGGCGGCCGCGACUGGAAUUGGGACUCCUGUGUGGAGUAUCUCCGCAAAUGUGCCACCUAUCAUGAUGACGAGAAGCUGUAUCCAGCCGAGCUGAGCAAGAUUGGAACCGGGGGCCCUGUGCAGAUCUCCCAUGCCGACUUGGUGCCUGAGAUGAAGCCAUUCCGUGAUGCACUCACUGAAGCCUGGGUUUCCAAGGGCCAGCCUCUGAGCGAGGACAUCUACUCCGGCGAGAUGAAGGGUCUCACCCACUGUGUGGAUACCAUCUACCAGGGCGAGCGUCAGGGUAGCUUCCUUUACCUGAAGAACAAGCCUAAUGUGACAAUCCUCUAUGGCGUUCGCUCGAAGAAGCUACUCAUUGACCCUACCACACGUAUCUGCUCCGGUGUCAGUGUGAUCAGUGAAGCUUUCGAUCAGGAGAUCAGCGUCUACGCUAGUCGAGAGGUCAUCCUAUCUCAGGGUGUCUUCGAGACUCCUAAGCUUCUUAUGCUGAGUGGAGUCGGCCCCGCAGCGGAACUAGCCAAGCACGAAAUCACUCCCAUUGUGGAAUCCCCCCACGUCGGCCAGCAUCUACUCGACCACCCAAUCGUUCCUUUUGUUCUCGAGGUCAAGGAUGGUUACAGUUUGGAUGACCAUGUCCUCCGUACUGGUCCUCUCAAUGACAAGGCACUUUCCACUUACCAGAAGGACAAGACUGGCCCUGCAAGCUCCGGAUUCUUGGAACUGGUUGGAUUUCCCCGCAUUGACGAACGCCUGGAAAAGUAUCCUGCCUACCGCGAGGCCAAAGCUGCCAAUGGAGGACUUGAUCCUUUCGGCCCGGCAGGACAACCUCACUUCGAGCUGGAUUUCGUCGGCUUGUUCAGCACCGCCUUCCAGUGGCAUUACCCUAUGCCCGAGAAGGGCAACUACAUGACCGUCAUUGUUGACCUGCUGCGCCCUCUUUCCGAGGGUGAAGUCACCCUGAACAGCUCGAACCCACAGGUUCAGCCGAAUAUCAAUCUCAACUUCUUCGGAAAUGACCUGGACAUUCUGGCCAUGCGGGAGGGUGUACGCUGGACAUAUGAUCUUUUGACCAAGGGUGCUGGGUUUAAGGAUAUUGUUCUCUCGGAGUACCCCUGGAAGAUGCCCCUUCAUUCCGAUGACGAUAUGAACCGUGCUGUUUUGGAUCGCAGCCAGACCGGAUUCCAUCCAUGUGGUACGGCACGUCUCUCGAAGAGCAUCCACCAGGGUGUUGUUGACUCAAAGCUCCGAGUUCAUGGUGUGCGCAACCUCAGAAUCGCAGAUGCUUCUGUCAUCCCUGUGAUCCCUGAUUGCCGUAUUCAAAACUCGGUCUACAUGAUUGGCGAAAAGGGCGCGGAUAUUAUCAAAUCCGACCACAAGGAUCUAUACGAGGCUAAGAACAUCCCUUACCUUGUCUCUAGUAAACUUUGA